AUGCUGUACUCUCUAUCUUCUAUCCCAGUCUCCCUAUCAGAGAGUUUUGAUGAUAGUGUUUGUCAGGGAAUCAUCAAUCUCUACCCCUCUGCUAAACUCUGUGUUGCAGUGGCGUACAGACCUCCUGAUGCAACGGCCGCCAGUUUCUCAAAACUAUUGGACAGCUUUACUCAUGUUAUUGAGAACUGCGCUCCGAGCGACUACGACCUCUUCGUAACAGGGGACUUUAACUUACCACAGGUGGAUUGGGAAACGCUCCAAAUCCGAAGUGGGGGCACAUCAGACUCCAAUCUCUCCGCUCAGUGUUUAAUACGGUUUAUGUCCACUCACCUGCUCAGCCAGAUGGUUACAACCCCGACCAGAGGGAGCAAUGUGCUGGAUCUGAUAAUGUGCAACAACGAUCGGCUGGUGUGCGAUGUAAGCUGUGAAGCUACAGAAAUGUCCGAUCACAACAUGGUUAAUGCUCUCCUCUCUUUUAACCCUGCAUUACUCGAGGAAGCUAAGCUCACGUAUCUGGACGAAAUGAACUUUCGGGCUCUAGAUUUUAACCAUACUGAUUUCGAUUUCGAGGAACUUAACGAAGCUCUCAGUAGUGUGGACUGGAAACAGGUUCGAGGUUCCACUACCUUUGAAGAAUUUCCGAUCAAUUUUACACGUAAAGUGCUAAACGUUUGUCUUGAAAAUGUCCCAAGGAAACGACCUCCUAAAGGAAAACCGAAUGUCUAUAACUCGCUGAGAAGGAAGAAGUCCAGACUCAAGAAUCGUCUUUCAGCGGCAGAGUGCAGCGGCGACCAUGCUCGAAUGAAACAGCUUGAAGACGAAAUCGGAUUAAUCAGCUUUGAGAUUAAGGAAGCUAUAGUACACCAUUUUGAUGAGGGCGAAAGGAGAGCGGUGAAUAAGAUAAAAGCUAAUCCGAAAUACUUUUAUUCCUACGCGAAAUCGUUCUCCAAAGUGAAGCAAAACAUCACAACUCUUCUUAAUAGUGAAAAUAAGCUUGUCACAGAGAAGAAGGAUCUUGCGAACAUCCUCCAGACUCAGUUUUGCUCAGUCUAUAGUGACCCUAACUGCCCCUACAAAUCCAUGCCUGAAUUUGCGGUGCCGCCCAUUACUUGUCGAGAUAAAGAACCUGUCCUCACUCUCGACCACGUAAAGGACGCUAUAUCGGAACUAAAGCUUGACUCUGCACCGGGACCCGAUGGCAUCCCCUCCAUCCUGCUGAAAAGAUGUACCUCUAGCUUAGCGGUCCCUAUCUAUCUCAUCUGGACAGAAUCUAUGUCGUCUGGCAUCGUCCCAAGCUACUACAAGACCGGAUAUGUCACUCCUCUCUUCAAGAAAGGUAGCAGAUGUGAAGCUGUAAACUAUAGACCUGUGACGCUGACUUCUCACGUAGUGAAGGUGUAUGAAAGGGUCGUCAGAAAGCACAUGACCCAGUACCUUGAUUCUAAUGAUCUGUUAUCGGACAAACAGCACGGAUUCAGGUCAAAUAGAAGCUGUCUCACCCAAAUGUUGGAGCACUUUGACGACAUUUACGAAGGUUUCACGAAAGGAAAGGACACCGAUUCAAUCUACCUCGACUUUGCGAAAGCUUUUGACAAAGUCGACUUGGAUCUACUUCUUCUUAAGCUGAAAAGAUAUGGAUUCCAGGAGAAGCUCUUAAGAUGGAUUCAAUCCUUCUUAACUGGUCGUGACCAAGUUGUUGUCGUGAACGGUGUGCAUUCAGACAGCGCUAAGGUGUUAAGCGGGGUGCCUCAGGGCAGUGUUUUAGGUCCACUGUUCUUCCUGUUGUUCAUCAACGACCUAGAGGACGUGGUUAAGCAUUCUAGAGUGAGCUUCUUUGCAGACGAUACUAGGGUUUCCAAGCAAAUUAGCUGCCUUGAAGACUGCCAACUUCUUCAGACUGAUCUUUACAGCAUUAUAGAUUGGUCCCUAUGUAACAACAUGAAGUUACACGAGCAGAAGUUCGAACUCCUAAACCACCUACACAAUAAGAGGAACUUAUCAAGUGAACUUCCCUUCUACGUAGAAAGUCUCCUCUACAAGGUUUCUAGUCACGUCACUCUUUAUCCCGUAGAAAACGUUAGAGACCUUGGUGUAAAAGUGUCAAGCGAUCUGAGCUGGUCUAAACACGUCGGGGAUAUGGUCACCAAAGCUAGAAGUAAAAUGUCUUGGGUGUUCAGUGUGUUUAAGACACGGGAUAAAGUGGUUAUGAUGACCCUCUACAAGUCUCUAGUCAGAAGCUUAUUGGAGUACUGUUGUCCGCUGUGGGACCCAGUCAAGACGACAGAGAUUCAGCUUUUGGAGGGGGUCCAGCGUACCUUUACAAGCCGCAUUGGUGGUCUAUACAGCUUAAACUACUGGGAGAGGCUAGCUCAUUUGAAGUUAAUGUCCCUGCAACGGAGAAGGGAGAGAUACAUCAUCUUGGUGAUGUGGAAAACGUACCAUAACGUUGUUCCAAAUAGCUGUAGCAUCGAGUUUGUGGAAACAUCCAGAUAUGGCACUAAAGCAGUUGUUCCUUCUCUAUCAAAGUCGAGUUCGAUGAGAAACCAGACACUGUAUGAUAGCUCGUUCGCAGUAAAAGGAUCCAAACUGUGGAAUAAGGUGCCGAGUGAAGUGAAAGCCGAGAAAACGUUUGCCAGCUUCAAAGUCAGUUUGUCUAAGUUUCUUGCUUUGAUACCGGAUAACCCUCCGGUUUCCGGUUAUACGUGCAGCUGGUCGAAUUCCUUGGUAGACUACACGCCAUCACGGUGGUCAGACAUCUGA
Bolinopsis microptera is the source of this 2760-nucleotide messenger RNA. RefSeq lists its product as uncharacterized. Gene Ontology annotation, biological process: cell adhesion involved in heart morphogenesis; larval heart development. The record is from RefSeq and is a predicted model, not a curated record. Gene Ontology annotation, molecular function: catalytic activity. NCBI's taxonomy places the organism in Eukaryota, Metazoa, Ctenophora, Tentaculata, Lobata, Bolinopsidae. Bases 1 to 2760 code for a protein of 919 amino acids. Gene Ontology annotation, cellular component: extracellular matrix. The transcript has a single exon.